Drosophila serrata is the source of this 1079-nucleotide messenger RNA. RefSeq lists its product as uncharacterized. Lineage: Eukaryota; Metazoa; Arthropoda; Insecta; Diptera; Drosophilidae. The record is from RefSeq and is a predicted model, not a curated record.
AAUCGCCUGGCUCAGCCUACUCUCGUCGUAGUCACACUUAAUAAACACAAAGAGAAACAGAUACAAAUAAUAUAUACAUAAAUGCACUAGAACACAAUCCGAGAUCCUGCUGGAGCCACCAAAAUGCCGGCGAACAUAGUGACCACGGAGCAGGUUGCUCACCAGCGCUCCUUCAUCGACAGCAUGAGCAAGGUGUCGCGGUCCUGGUGGACGCGCUUUGCCUGGUAUCCGCGGAUGCAGGAGUGCCACUACCGUCGCAUCGACCAGAUCUACCUGGAGAGCCGGCAAAUGUACGGCGAUGAGCACUUCCUGCUCUACGCCACCCGCCGGCGCCUGGACAAGAAGUUCACGCAGACGGCGGCCAAUGCGGAGGAGCGAUUGGAGAGACAACAGACCAUGGAGAUCGAUGGCUCCGUGAACGUCACGGUGCCAAAAACAACGAACGGGAUGUACGGCCUCUUGAAGCCCACGAGCCUGCACUUCUGCUAGUCGGAGUCCACCUGGAGUUCCCCGAAGGGAAAGGGAGCACCCUCCGGCCCAGAGGCAGAGGCAGACACUUGCAAUUAAACUAUCAUCGUCCACUGACAAUGCAACUCUCAAUGGCCGUCACUCAUUACGCGAUUUUUGCAUGACCGUGCGCAUAAUUAACAAGGUGAAAAUGCCUCAGGUUCCCUACACCGGAAAGUUCGCACAGGUAAUUAAGUGAUCGCGUCUGUCCACUCGAUGAGAUGACUCGCCUCGUUUGUUCGUCGGCUUGGAAACGGUUUUUAUCUUUAUUCAAAAUGGGAAAUAUUUCAUACUAGCAUUUCGCUAGGCAUUGGAAUUACUUAUUGAAACGACACGGGAGUCAAUCAAGGGAGAAAUGGAGGUCGAAAUGCACCAUAGUAUCCCUGUCUACCCAAGAGUCGUGCUAAUAUCACAGGCUUCCUUGCUUUAUUAAUGUAUCUUACAAGCGAUUAAUAUGAUGUAUUUAAUAUUUUCAAACAUUGGGAGUAAAAUUAACAAUUAAUAUGUAUCUCAGGAAGAGAAGCCACAUCUCAUAUUUUAAAUUUAAAAGUCUUUAAACAAGAAUGAAUGCA